UCUUCCGUGCUAAAAACUGACAGCCGACGUCCAUCUCGGUUGAAAAUUUGGCAAAAUUUUGUCAGAAAUCAAAUUUCGUGAAAAAAGUUGUUGCUAGGGCCCCGUCGAAGCCGAUUGCUGUGUAUUCUGAUUUCACGCUAUCCACGAGAAAACGUAAGCCGUCGUGUACGUUUGCCCCCCGGAAGGAAGGAUGGCUUUCUCGGUGCUUAGCUCAGUGGCCAAAAAGGCAUCAUCCUCUGUUUAUGUAACCAAUUGUUUGUUGAAGAAUGUUGGGGCUUUAUAUAAUUCCCAACAAGUACGGAAUGCCGGAAAGUGGUUUCCGGAUGCGGAGUUUAUCAACCAGUUCAAUUCUGCAGUAAUGUACCCCGAUGAGGUUACGUCCAAGUGGAAGAUCCCUCCAUGGAACAGCAAGAUUGCCCCGGUGGAGAAAUCGGUUCGGAAUGUGAAGAUAAACUUCGGUCCGCAACAUCCGGCGGCUCACGGUGUACUGCGUCUAGUGCUGGAACUGGAUGGAGAGACGGUGAUGAGAGCUGAUCCGCACAUUGGUCUCCUUCACCGUGGCACGGAAAAGCUGAUCGAGUACAAGACGUACACCCAGGCCUUGCCUUACUUUGAUCGGUUGGAUUAUGUGUCUAUGAUGUGUAACGAGCAAUGCUAUUCCCUGGCUGUAGAAAAGCUGCUGAACAUCGAUAUCCCUCUGCGAGCCAAGUACAUUAGGGUUUUGUUUGGAGAGAUUACCAGAAUUCUGAAUCACAUUAUGGCUGUUGGAACACACGCUCUGGACGUGGGAGCCAUGACUCCGUUCUUCUGGCUGUUUGAGGAACGUGAAAAGAUGAUGGAAUUCUAUGAGCGCGUUUCCGGAGCUCGUAUGCACGCAGCUUACAUUCGACCUGGUGGGGUUUCGCAGGAUCUUCCGCUAGGUUUAUUGGACGAUAUUUAUGAAUUUGCUUCUAAGUUUGCUGAACGUUUGGAUGAAGUCGAAGACGUCCUCACCACUAAUCGUAUUUGGGUUCAACGGACGCAAGACAUUGGAGUUGUUUCUGCUGAAGAUGCUUUGAACUAUGGUUUCAGUGGCGUCAUGCUCCGUGGAUCUGGCAUAAAGUGGGAUCUUCGUAAGUCUCAGCCAUACGAUGCCUAUGAUCUGGUUGAUUUCGAUGUCCCAAUCGGAACCAAGGGUGACUGUUAUGACCGUUACUUGUGCCGUGUGGAGGAAAUGCGUCAAUCGCUGCGCAUCAUUGAUCAAUGUUUGAAUAAGAUGCCUGCAGGUGACAUCAAGACCGACGAUGCCAAAUUGACGCCGCCAUCGCGGUCUGAAAUGAAAACCUCGAUGGAGGCUUUGAUCCAUCACUUCAAGCUGUUUACACAGGGCUACCAGGUUCCACCCGGUUCGACGUACACCGCAAUAGAGGCACCGAAGGGCGAGUUUGGUGUUUACUUGGUAUCAGAUGGUUCUAGUCGCCCUUACCGGUGCAAGAUCAAGGCGCCAGGCUUUGCUCACUUGGCCGCCCUUGACAAGGUCGGCAAGCACCACAUGCUGGCUGACAUAGUGGCCAUCAUCGGAACAUUGGAUGUCGUGUUUGGUGAAAUCGAUCGCUAAGGAAAAACAGCGCAUUACGAAAACGAACAUGAUGCUGAAGGAUUACUUAUAGAUCAUGUAAACGACAUACAUAUACGAAAAUGUUUCAAUAAAUGGAUUCAUAAAUAGUUA
This is a messenger RNA of Armigeres subalbatus, 1708 nucleotides long. RefSeq names its product NADH-ubiquinone oxidoreductase 49 kDa subunit (gene ND-49). Lineage: Eukaryota; Metazoa; Arthropoda; Insecta; Diptera; Culicidae. The transcript has a single exon. The record is from RefSeq and is a predicted model, not a curated record. The coding region runs from base 191 to 1597 and encodes 468 amino acids. Gene Ontology annotation, biological process: mitochondrial electron transport, NADH to ubiquinone. Gene Ontology annotation, molecular function: oxidoreductase activity, acting on NAD(P)H; NAD binding; quinone binding.